Molecule: messenger RNA, 3415 nt
Organism: Nerophis lumbriciformis (worm pipefish)
Lineage: Eukaryota; Metazoa; Chordata; Actinopteri; Syngnathiformes; Syngnathidae
Source: RefSeq, a predicted model, not a curated record
AAGCGGAAAAAAAGAAAGUAGCAAAAAGACAUGUCAAUAUUAUGUUAUUUGUACACGCUCGUUGUUGCGUAUAAGAUCAAUUUAAUGAUGUCGUUGACGUUUUCAGAUGAUUCUUAACAGCAGGAAACAUCAAACGUGAAGAGGAAAGCUAUGAAAUAAAUAGUGUUUAGUCCGUGUUGAUUGGGAGGAUAGGUGACAUCCUUCAUCAUGUUCCCAGACUUGUAUCCUUUUGUGGAGGAUAGUUUUAGUCGCUUCCCCUCGCAGAGUAACAUCUACGGACUGUGUCAGGCGGGGGAACACGAGCUGCUCGCUGCUACGCUCAAAGGGAAAGUGGUGAGCUUCACCUACCAGGAGCUGCAACAGAAGAUAAGACCAGUCGCCAAAGAGGUUCAAUUCACCUACAUACCAGUUGAUGCAGAGAUUGUGUCCAUUGAUGCGUUCAUCAAGUCUUCACCCAAAAGAGGCCUGGUGGUUGGCAUUACAUUCAUUAAGGACUCUGGUGACAAAGCUACCCCUUUCCUGAAUAUCUACUGUGACUAUGAGCCCGGCUCAGAGUUCAACCUGGAGUCUAUUGCACAGAGUUGCCUGAAUCUGGAGUUGCAGUUCACACCCUUCCAGCUGUACCACACAGAAGUGCAGAGUGACGAUGGAGGCAGAGAGACUGUUUUUCUUCUCAGUGGUCACGAUCAGAGGAUCCACCUGUACAAAGAGAAUGCUUCAUUGCACCAGUUUGAAGAGCAGCCUGUGGAGAAGCUCUUCCCUGAACUCAAGGAAUUACCCAGCAAUGUGCUGUGGUUGGACAUGUUGAGCAUUGCUGAAGACAGAAGACUGUCUGCGUUUGGCUGUCAGAAUGGAUGUGUUGGAUUGGCUCUUGUCAAGCAAUUUGAACCAGCGGAGGUUUUGCAGAGCUGGCGAGUUCAGUUCGACAGUCCAAUUUCCAUCGUGCUGCUGUUUCCCCUUACCUGCCAAACUGAGCCUGCUCCAUCCAGCAGAGACAAAAUUUUGGGAGUUAAAGGCUACAACCUUCUGGUAACUAGCACAAUAGAGAUGGCUGUUGUCUACAGAAAUGUGCAGGAAGGAGGUUUGUCCCACUCUAUGUGCCUCUCUGAGAGCGAUCAGUGGGAUGCGGUGCUUUGCGCCCUCGUCAUCGACCUGGACUUUGAUGGGGAGAAGGAAGUGCUGCUGGGAACAUAUGGACAGGAACUUCUCUGUUAUAAGUUCCAGCAUACAGCAGAAGGGGAAGAUGGACACUUUCAGUUUCUGUGGCGACGAAGCUUCAAAAGCCCUUUGCUGUCAAUCAUCUACUUAGACUUGACUGGUGACGGUUUGAGAGAGUUGGCGGUCCUGACGCUGAAGGGACUGCAUAUUUUACAGCAUAGUCUCACCAGCACUGCCGAUCUGGUCGUGGAGCGUCUUGCCAAGAGGGUGGCGGCGCGGACUGCCGACUCCAAAUGGGUGUUGGCCAAAGGUCAAGAUAGCGAUGAGAAGAAAGAGGACCGUACAUUUCAUGCAUCUUUAAAUUAACAUACAGUAUGUUCUAACUGCAUCUUCAUGUCACCUAUCACCACAUUUGGUACAGUCACAAUUUCAUACCUGCCUUAAAAUUACAUUCAUACAGUAUAUUUACUAGGGCUGUCAAAAUUAACAAGUUAACUCGUGAUUAAUAACCAAAAAUGAUCGCAUUAAUGAUGUACACACUUAGAUUAAUCAUGUAAUUUAUUUUGACCCUACAAGCGCUUCUACCUUAACCGCAAUACGGUCAGAUCAGAUCUAUGCAUAUGUCAGUACAAAAACAAGUGAGGAACUCCGACUGGUGUGCUCGCUGGAAAAUGUCACUCCAAAAUACAGCCUGGAAAAACUUUAGAUAAAACUGUUGUCAAGUUUUGUGCAAAUAAAUGUGGUGCAUUCAAGUACAACAUUAAAAAAAAUUGCCGGAUGACAUUCCGAGAAUAAAAUGGCAUUUGUGUAUAAAUAUCGGGGUCUUUUAUUGACUUAAUUUCAAUGAUGCGAGUGAUUGAUCAUAAUCCAUCCAAAUUCCAAAAUGUGAUUAAUCUGAUUAAAAAGUUAAUCAUUUGACAGCCCUAAUAUUUACAUUAAAUGACAUUUCAAUGCUUGAUUAAACUGCUCAAUCAACUGAAUACCUGCCCAACAAGUAAUUUAAUGUUUGAUGCAACUUUUGUAAUGAUCUAUUUGGCUUCUUAAAGCCUAUUUUAGAUACAUGCCCCUAAUUGUGUUCCAUUUAGUAUAUACUGAGUGGUUAUUAUAGGGGAACUGCCCUUUUUUUUCACAAUCAUUUUAAGAGACAAGAAGACACUUUUUUUUUUUAAACAAAAAUCAUCUCGUUUAAUUCUACCUCUAAAUCACUUAAAAGAUGCAUUCAAAAAUCGCCAACAUUACUUAAUUUACAUUCCGUAACCUGUAUAAUAACCAAGCUGUAGCGACAUUGUUAUUGUAAGAGUGAACAAUGAGGAACUCUUUUUUUUUUUUUUUCCCGUAGUAACACAUCGGCGUGCUUCGAGAUAAGCUAGCUUCUACAUCAGCACGAAACGCGUUUGAGUUUGUAAUGCACAACACAUUGCGAUAGAACACUAAUUUGUACUGACUGAAAAACAUGAACAAUCAUAUUACACUAUAUGUAAAGUAUUUCAUGCUUUUUUUGUACAGUUUGUACAGUGAUGUGUUGCACGUAUCAUGAGCAAUAGUAUAGUGACUUACUCGAUGGACAGUUGUCCGUUUAGUCAAGCUGGCCGGCGAUGUUUCCUGUAGAUUUUGGUAAACGAUCCAUUAAUUCGGCAUAGCUAGGCUCAAAGUUCCAGAUAAGCAGCAUGACCAUGUCGCAUUCUGUCGGCUUCCGUCUGCGCCAACGUUUCAACCUCUUCUUCUUGCUCGCUUCUAUUAGGAAUUAGGAACAUACAGUAUGUGUUGCAGGAAGUUGGAAGUGCGCUGCUAUGGAAACGGAAAUAAAUGCGCCGAAGAAUUGGUUCCGGCUGUGCAUAAAAUGACCAAAAUAGGGUAAAUAUUGAACAUAUUACAUAUUGUUAUGAAGGUGUCUGUUACUACAUUAUAUAUAGACUUGCAGUGUGUAUAUAAAACGUUGAUGGAGGGGUUUGAAGUUGUUUUAGAGGGCUUGCAAGCGUUGUAUCAUCUUUAAAAUCCUAAAAAAAAAAAAAAGAAAAGACAUGUGCUCUUGUCUCUAAUAAUGAUUGUGAACGAUAGGAAAAUUCCAAAAAAGGUGCAGUUCUCCUUUAACAAAGUUUUUCGGCAACGUGUAAUAAACCAAAUGCUUCACUAGAUAGAGCAGCUCUUCUUAAUCAUGCUUUCGCCAACUUGCUGUUUGUCAAAAGAGUUGAAGAGAAUUGCCAAAAAUGUGUUGCAGUCCUGCUUGAUGAUGAAUAAAAUACAUUUGAACAACUUA